Molecule: messenger RNA, 1645 nt
Organism: Branchiostoma belcheri (Belcher's lancelet)
Lineage: Eukaryota; Metazoa; Chordata; Leptocardii; Amphioxiformes; Branchiostomatidae
Exons: 7
Coding region: 115-564 (149 amino acids)
Source: RefSeq, a predicted model, not a curated record
GGCCCCGUAUCCGCAAGCGCUCCGUACCGUAGCCGCGCUACCAGUUUAGAUUGAGCAGUUGUCGUCUCUGCCAGUACUCUCUUUGCUUUUCAUCGCGUGCAACAGUGACACAAGAUGUCGGACGUUUCACCCAGUGAAGAGAAAAUAAAGAACAUCUGUAUUGAGACCGAAAUUCUGGAGAGGGCUUUGCUGUAUCAGGCACAGCAUGCUGUAGCCAGUGAAGAAAGACUCAAUGGGUUUAAGAAAGCCAAUGAUGCGGUAAAGCUGCUGAGAAAAAAUAUCACUGAUUCAGAAGCUCUCCAUAAAGAGGUACUUGAUGAGAUGGAGGCUGCUCUAGGGAGGAAGGAUGAGGAGACUCAGGCUUUAAUAAGGAGGAAGGAUUGUGAGUCUCAGGCUGCUCUAGGGAGGAAGGAUGAGGAGUUGAGGAUAAUGAGGGAGUACGUGGAAGGGAUUAAGAAGGAGAGGGAUGCAGCACUGAAACAACGUGAUGCCCUCAACAAGAACUUGAUGGCCCACAUCGACCGCAUAGGUCCUCUGCUGCGCAAGGGUAGAAAUGCCGACUAGACUCUAUAUGCCUCUGACCAGAAUGGAUAAUAGAAAUUGUUUAACAAUUCCAAUAAUCAGUUAUAGUGAGACGCACUUCUCCAUGCUGUAGUACCCCUUGUUGUAACUCAUCUAAAACCUAUCUGAUGAUUCAUCAAAGAAAAUGGAAACUUCAGACAGACCUUUCCAGAUGCAAGCAGCAAUUUUUAUUAUCCAUUCAUCCCUGAGAGGCAUCUGAGAUACUGGCCAAUAACUGAUCAAACAUUCUUCCUUUAAGUGCACAUGACACCAAAAUAUGACCUUAGCUGAUUGUAAUUGACAUAACUAGUAUAACUUGGCUAACACAUGGCAGACACAUCUACAAUAAAUAUGCACGGUUUUCCUGUUACAUUCCAAAUUCUAAUGCCCUGCCUUGGAGUCAGCACAAGCCAGUACUGGCAGGUGAUUUGCAUCUCUACAUUUUAUUUUUGAAUGUCUGUAUUUUUUCCUGAGCUAAUGUCACCCAGUGAUGGUUAUAAGAUGUGCAUAAGGGUGUACCUAAAUGGGGACGGUAUGGGGAAGGGUACCCACUUGUCCCUGUUCUUUGAAGUCAAGCGGGGAGACUAUGAUGCCCUACUGCCCUGGCCCUUCAGACAGAUGAAAUGGGUAUAAGAUGUGUGCUCGAGUGUACCUAAAUGGGGACGGUAUGGGGAAGGGUACCCACAUGUCCCUGUUCUUUUUAGUCAUGCGGGGAGACUAUGAUGCCCUACUGCCCUGGUCCUUCAGACAGAUGAAAUCAUUAUAAGAUGUGUGCUAGAGUGUACCUGAACGGAGACAGUAUUGGGAAGGGUACCCACAUGUCCCUGUCCUUUGUAGUCAUGCGGGGAGACUAUGAUGCCCUACUGCCCUGGUCCUUCAGACAGAUGAAAUCAUUAUAAGAUGUGUGCUAGAGUGUACCUGAACGGGGACGGUAUGGGGAAGGGUACCCACUUGUCCCUGUUCUUUGUAGUCAUGCGGGGAGACUAUGAUGCCCUUCUGCCCUGGUCCUUCAGACAGAUGAAAUGGGUAUAAGAUGUGUGCUCGAGUGUACCUGAAUGGGGAUGGUAUGGGGAAGGGUACCCAC